Eriocheir sinensis (Chinese mitten crab) is the source of this 1904-nucleotide messenger RNA. Its product is annotated as calnexin-like. The record is from RefSeq and is a predicted model, not a curated record. Lineage: Eukaryota; Metazoa; Arthropoda; Malacostraca; Decapoda; Varunidae. Gene Ontology annotation, cellular component: endoplasmic reticulum membrane; endoplasmic reticulum. Gene Ontology annotation, biological process: protein folding. The transcript has 11 exons. Gene Ontology annotation, molecular function: calcium ion binding. The coding region runs from base 8 to 1804 and encodes 598 amino acids.
AGGCUUCAUGAUGUCGUGGAGGUGGUCGAAAAAGAUCCUGCUCACAUUCUUCCUGUUGGGUGUGUUACUCGCAGGUAGAGGAGGAGCCUCAGAGGAUGACGAGGAGGUCACCAUCACAGAGGAAGUUGUUGAGGAAGCAGAGGAAACUGAAGAUGUUGUUUACAGUACACCAAGGCAGAUUGAAAAUGCUUAUGUCAUGGAAACAUUUGAUGAUUUAAUAGCUUUUGAGAAGAAGUGGAUCAAGUCACAGGCAAAGAAGGAAGGAGUGGAUGAAGACAUUGCAAAGUACAAUGGUGUGUGGGUACUCGAGGAGGCCGAGAAGAUGCCCCUGACAGGUGACCGGGGACUAGUGUUAAAGUCCAAGGCCAAGCACGCAGCCAUCUCUGUCCCUUUGAGGAAGCCUUUCGCCUUCUUGGACAAGCCUCUGGUGGUGCAGUAUGAGGUCAACCUUCAAAAUGGCCAGGAGUGUGGUGGAGCAUACAUCAAGCUCCUGACUGCAAAAGAUGGAGGAACAGACCUCAAGAACUUCAAUGACAAGACUCCAUACACUAUAAUGUUUGGGCCUGACAAGUGUGGCAAUGAUUUCAAGUUGCACUUCAUCUUUAGGCAUGUCAAUCCUCUCAAUGGGGAGAUUGAGGAAAAGCACGCCAAAGCCAGUCGUCCCCGUGAGAAGGUUGAGGAGCCAUUCAAGGAUAAGAAACCGCAUCUCUACACACUGGUUAUUCGACCUGACAACACUUACGACAUAUCCAUUGAUCAGGAGGUGAUCAACACAGGAAGUCUCUUGGAAGAUUUCACCCCCCCAGUCAAUCCACCCAAGGAAAUUGAUGAUCCUGAUGACUUCAUGCCCAAAGACUGGGAUGAGAGGGAGAAGAUACCUGACCCUGAUGCCACAAAGCCUGAUGACUGGGAUGAGGAUGCUCCCAUGCAGAUCCAAGACCCUGACGCAGUAAAGCCAGCAGGCUGGCUGGACGAUGAGCCAGAGAUGGUGCCAGAUCCAACAGCCGAGAAACCUGAAGACUGGGAUGAUGAAAUGGAUGGUGAAUGGGAGGCAGCCUUGAUCAACAACCCCAAGUGUGCUGAUGCUCCAGGGUGUGGGGAGUGGAAGCCAUCCAUGAUAGACAAUCCCAACUAUAAGGGGAAGUGGCGGCCACCCAUGAUUGACAACCCCAACUACCGGGGCAAGUGGAAACCUCGCACCAUCCCCAACCCUGAAUAUUUUGAGGACCUGGAGCCCUUCAAAAUGAGACCCAUUGGAGCUGUUGGCAUCGAGCUGUGGUCCAUGUCUGACAACAUCCUUUUUGAUAACCUUAUUGUGACUGACAAUACGGCUGAGGCUGACCAGCUGGCUGCAGACACUUAUGACUUGAAGAUAAUGAAGUUGGAAAAGGGCCAGGUUGGUGUGUUCCGGCGCAUCAUCAAAUACUCAAAUAAGAAUCCCUGGCUCUACGGUAUCUACGUGCUGCUUGUGGCCAUCCCUGUAGUGUUGAUCUUUACCUUCUGCUGUGCUGAAGUAAAGGACUCCAAGGAUGCUAAACGAAAGAAGACUGAUGAACCAACUGAAGAUGAUCCCCAUGCUGAAGAAGAAGAAGAAGGAGAUGCAGCGGCAGGCAAGGCAGAGGAGGAACCCAUGGUGGAUGCUGCUGCUGCAAGUGAAGAGUCACCAGACAAUGCAGAGAGUGAUUCAGCUAAAGAUGGCAAAGAUGAGGAGGAGAAAGAUGAAGAAGACACAGAAGCCAAGAGUGAUAAAGAGGAGAGUCAACAACGCACUUCUCCAAGGCUUCGCAAGUCCCGAAGAGAGUAAAUGAAUCAAUGAAACUGGAUUUGUUGUCAAGGACUUCAAGAUUUUGAACUGGUUUGAGUGUGAUGAGUAAGGAGUAUUUGAUUGGAUUUUUAUAUGAGGC